Messenger RNA from Ilex paraguariensis (yerba mate), 558 nucleotides. Lineage: Eukaryota; Viridiplantae; Streptophyta; Magnoliopsida; Aquifoliales; Aquifoliaceae. The record is from the annotation of a GenBank genome assembly.
AUGGAUCGUUUGUUGCAUUACAUGAAGGCUCGGGAGGACAUGGUUACUUGCGAGAGCCACUUUGUGAUUCUAGGAGAAUUAGCAAAUUUUGUAGCAUACAUGUAUGCUCCUGCUGUUCUUGUAACGCCCCUUGGAGCAUUAAGUAUAAUUGUAAGUGCUGUUCUCGCUCAUUUUCUGUUAAAGGAAAAAUUGCGGAAAAUGGGAGUAUUGGGGUGUGUUUUAUGUGUAGUGGGUGCUACAGUGAUCGUGCUUCAUGCACCUGGUGAACAUAGUAUAAAUUCAGUUGAUGAAAUCUGGGACUUGGCGAUACAACCAGCUUUCCUUUUGUACACAGCCUCAGCAAUAGCUGUAGUUUUGGUGCUGGUGUUGUAUUGUGGUCCGCGCUAUGGACAAACAAACAUUAUGGUUUAUAUUGGCAUAUGCUCAAUUAUUGGGUCUUUAACGAUUAAGGGCAGUUCAUCAGAGCUGCAGAUGGCCAUAAUCUUGGUGGUAAGUGUUCUUAUUCUGCAUGCUAUGAUUGAGAAAGGGAAGGGUCUGGUUCGUCUCAUAAGAAGGUAG